AUGACCUCUCUACUGAAAAGUGAUAAUACCAGGUCGGCAGACGGCAAACUCGCCGACCUCAAGAAAGACACGGUUGAGCUUUCCAAGGACCAGCAUAUGACCACCGACUAUGGUAUCAAGAUCUCAGACCCCGACCACUGGCUUCGAGUUGUCAACGACCAUCACAAUGGACCGAGCUUGUUGGAAGACCAGAUUGCCCGUGAAAAGAUUAUGCGGUUUGACCACGAACGCAUCCCUGAGCGAGUAGUACAUGCCCGCGGAACCGGCGCUUUUGGUUCUUUCAAGCUCUUCGAGAGCGCAGAAGAUGUCACCACAGCCGGCGUUCUCACAGACACCUCGCGUACAACUCCAGUGUUUCUUCGAUUCUCAACGGUGCAGGGCAGCAAGGGCAGCGCGGACACCGUGCGAGAUGUACGGGGUUUCGCCGUCAAGAUGUACACCUCCGAGGGUAACUGGGAUAUCGUGGGAAACAACAUUCCGGUCUUCUUCAUCCAGGACGCCAUGAAAUUCCCCGAUUUCGUGCAUGCUGUCAAACCUGAGCCGCAUAAUGAAAUCCCACAGGGCCAGAGCGCGCAUAAUAAUUUCUGGGAUUUUGAGUACAUGCACACGGAAACAACACACAUGUAUCAAUGGGCUAUGUCUGACCGUGCAAUCCCUCGUUCCUAUCGGAUGAUGCAAGGAUUUGGGGUCAACACUUUCUCCCUGAUCAACGCCCAGGGCAAGCGUCAUUUUGUCAAAUUCAUCUUCACCCCGGAGCUCGGCGUCCACUCUCUUGUCUGGGAUGAAGCCUUGAAAAUUGCCGGUCAAGACCCCGAUUUCCACCGGAAGGACUUGAUGGAUGCGAUCGACAAGGGCCAUUUUCCCAAGUGGAAGUUUGGUCUGCAAUUGAUUCCCGAGGAGAAACAACAUGACUUUGAAUUCGAUAUUCUUGAUGCCACCAAGGUCUGGCCCGAAGAGCUGGUUCCCAUCCGAUACAUUGGCGAACUGGAGCUAAACCGCAAUGUGGAUGAGUUCUUCCCGCAGACGGAGCAGGUGGCAUUCUGCACCAGUCAUAUUGUCCCCGGAAUCGACUUUUCCGACGACCCUCUCCUCCAGGGCCGCAAUUUCUCCUACUUUGACACCCAGCUCUCUCGGUUGGGCGUGAACUGGCAAGAGCUCCCGAUUAACAGACCGGUGUGUCCAUUCAUGAACAUGAACCGGGACGGUGCGAUGAGACAUCGGAUCACCAAAGGGACUGUAAACUACUGGCCCAACCGGUUCGAGGCGAACCCUCCGUCAUCUGUCGCCCAGGGGGGCUUUGCCAGCUAUCCCGAGAAGCAGCAUCAGGGAGUCAAGGGCCGCUAUUUCUCGGAGAAGUUCAAAGAACACUUCAACCAGGCGCAGAUGUUCUACAAUUCUCUUUCCAACAUUGAGAAACUCCACGUGGCCAAGGCGUACUCGUUUGAACUGGACCACUGCGACGACGAACUUGUCUACAAGCGCAUGUCGGAGCGUCUGGCGGUCAUUGACCUUGGCCUGGCACAGACUGUGGCGAAGAAUGUCGGAGGCGACACGCCCACCAAGGCCUUGAAGGAGAAUAAAGGCCACAAGGCCAAGGGACUCAGCCAGUUCGACUUCCUCUCAGACAAGCCCAUCAUUGCCACCCGUCGGAUCGCGUUUCUCAUCGGCAAUGGCUUCGACUACGCCGCCUACUCGGGCAUGAAGUCUGUCCUGGAGGAACACGGCGCCUUUGUCUUCACCAUCGGCCCGCAUCGGCAGCCCGUGGAAGCCGAGUCGGGAGAGAAAGUCACACCCGACCACCACUUCCCGGGCAUGCGUUCCACGAUGUUCGACGCGACCUUCAUCCCCGGCGGUAACCACAUCGCGGCUCUCAGCAAGAACGGCGUCGCCAAAUACUGGAUCACCGAGUCCUUUGCCCACCUGAAACCCAUCGCAGGUCUCGGGGGAGCCGUCGAUCUCAUCCGGCAACAGAUCAAUCUGGGUGAGGUCAAAGUCGCCGAUGCAUCCACCGACCAUACAACUACUGAAAGCUACGGGGUCAUCACUGCACGGUCCAACCCUGCGUCCUUCCAGGCGGAUCAUGUCGAUGCGAACUCCAAGGGGUUCCCCGAACAGUUUAUCUGGCAUGUUUCUCGACACAGGAAUUGGAAGCGGGAGCUUGAUGGCUUAGCAGAUCAGAUUGCUGCGUAG
Penicilliopsis zonata CBS 506.65 is the source of this 2190-nucleotide messenger RNA. RefSeq lists its product as hypothetical. The coding region runs from base 1 to 2190 and encodes 729 amino acids. Lineage: Eukaryota; Fungi; Ascomycota; Eurotiomycetes; Eurotiales; Aspergillaceae. The record is from RefSeq and is a predicted model, not a curated record. The transcript is spliced from 3 exons. Gene Ontology annotation, biological process: hydrogen peroxide catabolic process; response to oxidative stress. Gene Ontology annotation, molecular function: catalase activity; heme binding. Gene Ontology annotation, cellular component: cytosol.